GACCUUUAGUAGAGUACCAGUCUCACAGAAGGCGGAAAAAAGACUGGGCACAAGGGGUUAAAUUUGACAGGAAGUGUGCGAUACUUCGGACGCUGUUUCCUGUUCCAAUGCGAUACUUGUUUGAACUGAUCCAUGGCUUGAUACACGAAGUUGUAAAAUAAACACCCUGCCAGCUGCAAAUGUAACCACAAUGAAUUAUAUGCCAGGAACUGCUAGUCUAAUCGAGGAUAUCGAUAAAAAACACCUCGUCCUACUUCGUGAUGGAAGGACGUUAAUAGGAAUCCUCCGAAGCAUAGACCAAUUCGCCAAUUUAGUGUUGCAUCAAACUGUGGAACGCAUUCAUGUUGGCAAGAAGUUUGGAGAUAUCCCUAGAGGGAUUUUUGUUGUCAGAGGAGAGAAUGUUGUUCUGCUGGGUGAAGUAGACCUAGAUAAAGAGUGCGACCAGAUUCUCCAGCGUGUAUCCAUUGAGGAGAUCCUGGAGGAGCAAAGGAUAGAGCAACUGGCCAAACAGGAGUCAGAGAGGCUCAAACUACAAGCAGUCAAGGAGCGAGGCCUGUCUAUUCCUAAAGCAGACACCUUGGACGAUUUUUGAGUCUGUUUGUCUGUCUCUCUCCAUGUUUGCGAAUAGUAGAGAACGGUUCUGUUUGGGAUUCAGUUGUAGAAUCUUUUCUGUCAGUUUAUGUGUUUGUUUUGAUGAGUUAUCAGUUGGCGGACCAUGUGAUGGUGACAGCUUCAUUCCAUCAAAGGAUUAGAACUGGAAAAUGUAAGAUUUUCAUUAGCAUGGCCAUCCUUGGUUGUGUAGGUAUAUCUAAUGCUGUUAGAACAACCUACUCUAAGUUAUGUACUCUAAUAUGAAGAAAGAGCAUGCAAUCUUCCCUCCUACUUAAAUGUUCUUUUUGAACAAAAAGGUGUAAUCUCAGUUAUCAGUUUUGUGCCACAGUCUUUGAUUUAAAUGAAGCUGUAAACCAUCUGUUUUGUUGGUAGUGAGGUUUAGUGGCUUGUUACAUAGAAGUCCACCAUCAUUGAUUUUUGUUGUUGUUAUUGUUGUUUAAUGCCUGACACAACAGGUACAGGAUGUGGACAAAGCAAACUUAAAAGCACUUAGUUUAAACUAUUUUUAAAUGAUUGUGAACUUAAGGUAAAGAAAGAUAUUUCUGUGUUUAUUAUGUUAAAAGGCUAUAGUGGCUUUUUUGUUUCAGUAUCAUGUGGAAAGAAAAUGAUGAACCGAACCAUGACAAUAUUUUCCUUCAAUUAAACCUCUUUUGUAUUGCUGAA
Clupea harengus (Atlantic herring) is the source of this 1275-nucleotide messenger RNA. It is a transcript of the gene lsm1, whose product is annotated as LSM1, U6 small nuclear RNA associated. NCBI's taxonomy places the organism in Eukaryota, Metazoa, Chordata, Actinopteri, Clupeiformes, Clupeidae. Gene Ontology annotation, biological process: deadenylation-dependent decapping of nuclear-transcribed mRNA. The record is from RefSeq and is a predicted model, not a curated record. Gene Ontology annotation, cellular component: P-body; Lsm1-7-Pat1 complex. Gene Ontology annotation, molecular function: mRNA binding.